Molecule: messenger RNA, 6619 nt
Organism: Balaenoptera acutorostrata (minke whale)
Lineage: Eukaryota; Metazoa; Chordata; Mammalia; Artiodactyla; Balaenopteridae
Gene: TICRR
Product: TOPBP1 interacting checkpoint and replication regulator
Exons: 22
Coding region: 116-5848 (1910 amino acids)
Biological process (GO): mitotic DNA replication checkpoint signaling; response to ionizing radiation; regulation of DNA-templated DNA replication initiation
Cellular component (GO): nucleus
Molecular function (GO): chromatin binding
Source: RefSeq, a predicted model, not a curated record
CUUUCGAUCUGGGUCCCUGAGAGAAGCAGAGAAUGGCGCUGGUUCUCUGAAGCGAGGGCCUAGGAGAGAGCGGCGCCGGCCCUGGCUCUAACCCUGAGGCGGCUGCGCGGCCGACAUGGCCUGCUGUCACAACGUAAUGCUGCUGCUGGAUACCGCGGGAGGCGCCGCUGGUGAGAGCCCGGUCCGGCGGGUCGCCCUGCGCCUCCUCACCUACCUGAGUUGCCGGUUCGGCCUGGCCAGGGUCCGCUGGGCCUUCAGGUUCUUUGACUCUCAGGGUGCGCGGAGCCGGCCUUCCCGCGUGUCUGACUUCCGCGAGCUCGGGGUCCGCUCCUGGGAGGACUUUGAGGAGGAGCUGGAGGCCAGGCUCGGGGAUGGCGCCCACGGCGCCCACCUGCCGGGCCCGGCGCCCAGGGCCACCCACACGCACAGUGCCCUUAUGGAGACGCUGCUAGACUAUCAGUGGGACCGGCCCGAGAUCACAUCGCCCACGAAGCCGAUUCUGCGUAGCAGCGGGAGGAGACUGCUGGUCGUGGAGGGUGAGGCCAAGGAGGCCGAGUCUGCGCUCGGCGGCUUUGUGAACGCCGUCUUCCUCCUAGCCCCCUGUCCGCAUUCGCAGAGGGAGCUGCUGCAGUUCGUGUCCGGGUGCGAGGCCCAGGCCCAGCGCCUGCCGCCUACUCCUAAGCAGGUGAUGGACAAGUUGCUGCCCAAGAGAGUCCAGGAAGUCAUGAUAACCCGAAAAAUCACCUUGUACUGGGUGGAUACCACCGAGUGGCCUAAGUUGUGGGAAUCUCCAGACCACCUUGGGUACUGGACAGUAUGUGAACUGCUCCACCAUGUAGGAGGCACUGUCUUGCCAUUUGAAACUUUCAGCCAGGAUUUUACUAAAGCUGGGGAAACACUGCUUGGUAGUGAAAGAAAGCUGUCAAGGGAACCUCACCUCUCUUCAUGGAUUUCAACUCUGCCAACUGAUUCUACUUUAAACUGUUUGCUCUGUAAUUCUCCUGAGUAUGAAGCCUCAUUUCCACUGGUGGAAGGAACAUUAUUUUUCCCUGUUGAAGGCAAAGAGAUUCAAGAAACAUGGACAGUUACUCUAGAGCCCUUGGCCAUGCAUCAGAGACAUUUUCAGAAACCAGUCAGAAUUUUUCUAAAAGGCACAGUGACCCAGUGGUCCCUCCCAGCAAGCUGCACUUUGGGCACUGAUAGCUGGAUGCUACAAAGUCCAGAGGGUAACAAAUCAACUCAAAGGAUGUUAUUUCAGCAGUUGGUAAACAGGCUGACUGCUGAAGAGUUACAUCUGGUUACCAGUGUGGACCCUGGUGAAGGCUGGCCCCCCAUCACUGGAGUUAUUUCCCCCUUCUCUGCCAGUGCUACAAUUCUCACUGUGUUCCACACCAAGGAGACUGAAUUUCAAAGACAUUUUCUCCAAACAGUUGUGGCAGAGAGCCCCCAGGAUUUAGCUUCCCUUUUUUCUGAGGUUGUGGAUGGUGUAUUGAAUCAGAUUCACAAUUCACUUGAAGAUCCUGCUACCUCAGCUCCGCCUACUCCAGAAUGGGCCCAGCAGGAGCUUGGCCGCACAGCUCCCUGGAAUUCCGCUGUUGUGGAGAAGUGGUUUCCCUGCUCUAACUUUAGUGGUGCCAGUUCAAAUUUGAUGGAGUCAUUUUGGUUACUACAGGCUGCUUCAUCUAAUAAGGAAGAGCCUUCCAAAACUGAAAGUGAAUUGACACGUUGCCUCUCUGAGCUCUACCAGAGAAAGUCUCGUGAAGAAUACACUGUGUCCAAUCAGGAAGACAGCAAAAAGAAGCGAGGUGUCCCUCGUACUCCAGUGAGGCAGAAGAUGAAUACCAUGUGCCGUUCCUUGAAGAUGCUGAAUGUUGCAAGACUGAAUGUAAAGGCUCAGAAGUUACAUCCAGAUGGCAGUCCAGACACAGCUGGGGAGAAAGGGAUCCAAAAGAUAGCCAAUGGAAGAACAGCAGAUAAAUUGGAAAACAAAGGAAGGACACUGAGAAGUUCUAAACCUAAAGAUUUUAAAACUGAGGAGGAGCUACUAUCUUACAUACAUGAAAAUUACCAAAAGACUGUGGCCACAGGAGAAAUCGUGUUGUAUUCAUGUGCUCGGAACAUGAUCUCAAACAUUAAAGCAUUCCUAAAGUCCAGAGGCACCAAGGAAUUAGAAAUGAACUGCCUACAUCAAGUAAGAAACAACCUCUUGAAAACUAGCAAAAGUCUUCGACAGAAUGUAGGAAAACUGGAUAAAGAAGAUAAAGUCAGAGAGUGCCAGCUCCAGGUAUUUCUUCAUUUGGAGAUGUGUCGGCAGUGCCCUUCAGUAUAUGAACGUAUAGAUGAAAUGGAGCAAGUAGUGGAGGAGGUGACAGAUAUGCUGCGCAUGGUGUAUUUAACUGAAGAUUCGGCAUACCUAGCAAAGUUUCUGGAAGAAAUUUUGGAAUUGUAUAUUGAUUCAGUCCCAAAGAUACUUGGAAAUCUUUACGACAGCCUAGGAUUUCUGAUUCCUCAGAAGCUGGCUCGUGUCCUUCCUACAGAUUUUUUCGGUGAUGACUCCAUGACACAAGAGAGCAAAUCACCCCUUUCUGUGCCUCUUAUGUCAAAUGCUCAUAGGUCAGUGUCGGGUGGCACUGAAUCUGACCAACUGGAGGAGCUUCGUACCAGAUCAGCUAAGAAGAGAAGGAAAAAUGCAAUAAGACAUAAAAGCAUUGCAGAGGUUUCACAAAAUCUGCGACAAAUUGAAAUUCCCAAGGUAUCCAAGAGAACUACGAAAAAUGAGAAUUCUCACCCUACUCUUCAGCAGCCUCCACUCCCAGUGAAAGACACGGUACAAGAAGUGACCAAAGUUCGAAGAAAUCUCUUCAACCAGAAAAUAAUUUCUCCUUCAAAGAGAUCUGUAAAGCGGGGGUUGCCUAGAAGCCAUUCUGUGUCAGCUGUGGAAGGUCUAGAGUAUAAACUUGACAACUUCAAGAGGACCAAAGGUUAUCGCAAGCUGCUAACCAAGAGUGUGGCCGAGACUCCAGUACAUAAGCAAAUCUCCAGAAGGCUGCUUCAUAGACAGAUCAAGGGCAGGUCCUCUGAUCCUGGUCCUGAAAUUGACGUUGUUGAAGAGUCCCCGGAAAAAGGAGAAGAUGUUCUUACAGAAGUAAGUUUGAGACGAAGUCCUCGAAUCAAGCAGUUGGCAUUCAGCAGGAAAAAUUCUGGUUCCUUCUACUCUGUGUCUCAGCCAAAGUCUCGAAGUAUACAAAGAGUUCACUCAUUCCAGCAAGUCAAGUCAGACCAAAGAGAAAAUUCUCCAAUCCAAAGUAUUCGGUCUCCCAAGAGGCUUCUUUUCGGGGCAGUGUCUGAGAUGAUCAGUCCCUCCGAGAAGGGUUCAGCUCGAAUUAAAAGGCCUUCAGGAAACACACUGGGUUCUGAAAUACCUAUAGCUUAUCAGACUCCUGAGAAGAGUUACUGGAAAUCUCCAAUCUCUUCUAAAGCUACACCAAGAAAGUUCCCUCAUACACCACGAACUCCAUUGCGCACUCCUGAAAGGCUGCAAAAAUCCCCUGCAGAAAUGACCCCUGCCAAACAGGUCAUUUUUAAGGAGUUCUUAAAAGACUCCUCACACGGCUGGCAUUCACCAUCUCGACCAAAAGCCACUCCUCAGAAAGGACACUCCCUGGCAGAAGGUCACUCUCCUCUUGAAGAAAUACCGAGAACUCCCCAGAGACAAGGUGGUCAGCCACCUAGAUUUUUGCAGAAUUCUACUUGGCCACAUUUGGUGAAUUCCAGUCCAGAAAGCACCUCCUGUCCGGCAGCCCUGGUUUCGUCAACUGCCCAGACCAGGAGUGAGUGUCUGACUCCCAUCAGAUACUCUCCUCGAAUGCCUCUGAGGGCAGCAGCCUCGGGGGUCCGAAGACGAGCUGCCUUUGUGGGCACACCUCCAAGUCAGAAACGCCAGCUCCCCCGUGGCUCCGGAGCGUCUCAGGCAGAGAAGCUGGCACAGCCGUGGAAUGAUGCUGUCGGAACCCCAGAGAAACCAGGGAACACAGCUGUGACUUCUCCAAAGAAACCUGUUACCUCUCCUUCACGUGGUAUUUCCGAGGAGACUCCGCUUGGGGGUUUUUCUAUAGAAUCUCCUCCCUCUGGAGAACUGGAUUGGCAGGAGGCCCAGAAAUCACCCAGUGUAGCCACAUCUCCCUCCUGUCCUGCUCCCUCGACUCCCCACAGAGCCUCACAGAUAGCUAGAUCUGACCUCCUACCCCCUCCACCGCCUUCUAAAACUGGGAAAAGGCAUCAAAAGACCUCUAAAACAGAAAGAAACUUCCCGGAGGGCCAGCCUAACAGCUCUGCUGUUCUGAGGGUUGCCAUAACUGACAACCCAGCUGCCAUCACAGAUGCUAGAAAGAACCAGAAGGAAGCGACCCUCUCUCCUCCGUCUCCUCCUGAAACACAUAGUUACCCUGGGACUAGCUUUGGGAGUCACUGGCAUACAUCCUCUCCUUUGCUUAUUGCAAGAGACUCGGAGUAUCUCACUCUCCUGGAUGAAGCUGCUGAGCACCAUAGCAGCGAUAACUUAAAAAGCAACGUUUCACUGGUGGAAGAAGGUGAGGGGUCAAGGAUGGGUACUUAUGAGAAGCCGUCUCUGUGUAACCCCGGGAUCCCUCCCUCUUCUCCUUCCUCUGGGCCCAGCUCUCCCCUGACACCCUGCUAUGACCUGCACUGCACUGCAGACAGGAAGCAGUGCCAGGCUGCCGCACAACUAGAGAAUCUGCAGGCGUCAGCCUGGCCCUCCAGAGCCUCUGCCAGCCCACAGACCUAUGAGGUUGAGCUGGAGAUGCAAGCUUCUGGCCUUCCCAAGCUUCGAAUUAAAAAGAUAGACCCCAGCUGUCUGUCAGAAGCCGAGCCCCUGCGAAGGGAGGAGAGCUCUCUGGGAGAGGAGAGCUGCCUCCCUGGUCUCAGCGUGCCCAGGGCCAACAAGUCCUCAGGCAAACCCGAAGCCACCUACCUGUCGCCCCCCUGCCUUCGCCCCUCGCACGGCACCCCUGGCAAGAGCGGGGGACAGACCUAUAUCUGCCAGUCCUGUACUCCCACCCGCUGCCCCUCUAGUACCCCCUCUCCAUUUCAGACAGAAGUCGGGGUUCCUUGGACACCAUCCCCCAAGCACAGUGGGAAAACAACUCCUGACACAAUUAAAGACUGGCCCCGCCGGAAGAGGGCAGUGGACUGCGGCCUCAGCGCCUCUGCUGGGAGGAGCGAGGUCGGUACAGACCUUCCUGGGGGAGUGUCGCUGCUGGAGCCGGAGGGGAAGGAGCGAGGCCUUGAACUCAGCAUCGCCAAGACCCCCGUCUUGGGGGACUUUGAGCUCGAGGGGGUGUGUCAGCUGCCAGACCAGUCACCUCCCAGGGACAGUGAGCCUAAGGCUGAGGGAGCCUUCUCCUGGGGACAGUUUGGGUUGGGAUCUCGGAAGAGACUCCUUUCUGCCAAGGAGGAGGCUGAGUGUCAAACCAAAAGAGUCUGUGACAAGCAGAGAGGAGACUCCCAAGUCGGUAAGAGUGACGACAGGUCUCCAGGCCUGGGUGUGCGACAGCUCCCCUCCACGGCAGGCGACGAGGUGUUUGUUUCUGGUGCCACCCCGCCUCCCGGCUGUGCCGUGCGGAGCUGCCUCUCUGCCAGCGGUCUGCAGGCGCUGACCCACUCUCCGCUGCUGUUCCACGGGAAGGCACCCUCCUCUCAGUGUAAAGACACCAGAGAUGAGGAUGUGGAGGUAUUUUCCCCCACGGCAGAAGACUCUCCUUUCAGCCGAGCAUUCUCCAGGAGACGUCCCAUCAGCAGAACUUACACACGGAAGAAGCUGAUUAGCUAGUUAGGAUGGAACUGGUUGGGGGACUUAUAACUACAAACAAACACUACUGAGCCUGCCCAGAGCUACCACACUUCUUAACAGAAGUGAUCUGACAGCAGUUUUCUCUGGACGUACAAGGAAUUCCAGACAUGUACCAUAAAAGAAUUCUUAGUAAUGUACCCAGAAACUCGGUUCAUUUGAGCCAGGGCUCUACUGGUCUGUUCAUCAUGUGUAACCCUCAGUUUGCUGCACAGAAACAGGAAUAACCAAGGCUUAAUGGAACUGAGGAAAUAAUUUAAAACAUGAAGGUGAGGUCAGCCAGGUCCCCAUGGGCAUAAAGAAACUGGGGCCUGGUCCCAAGCCUCCGUUACCAUGAUCAGCUUUCAGAUUCCCACGUGAAUGCCUUCAACUUUUCAGAUCCCCUGUGUGGAGUCUGUCCACCUCCAAGCCCAGCCCUAACCCACGAUGCCUGCCCUGCCUUAGUAAGGUGGUAUAGCUGGUGGUGUAACUCAGAGGCAGCCUGGGAGUCAGCAACCAGACAAGGAACUGUUAAGAUCAGGAUCCCAUUCCACGCCACCCCAACCGUGACCAUGGCAAGUUCAGACCACUCUGCUUCACUUAUGAAAUGGGAGAAGGACCCCUACAUUGGUCCCUCACAGAGCUGCUAUAGGCCAGGACCCCAAGACAGAGGCAGUGCCUGGAGAUGGAAGCAGCAUACACCAAACAAACAGAAGACUGUGGCAUGGGGGCAGAAUAAAUGUUUUGCAUUCCCUGUGUAACAAUAAAAUCAUC